GAAAUGAUAAGUUAUAACCUCGUCAGUUUAAUUCUCUGUACAGUCGACCAAUGAAAUAAUGUUCAUACUACAGCAUCUACCAAUAAUAUGUCUUGUUUUAAGCGGACAGAUAUGUGUCGUUACCAGCUCAUGUAAUGCUAAGCUGGAAAACUCACUGUUUGAUGACCUUAUUGGAAUGAUGUUAAAGUUGAAAGGAACAGGGCAUGGAGGACAAGGAAAUAUAUCGACUAAAAAAGAUACACCUGCUUUCACAGCAUACAGGAAUACUCAACAAACUCUAUCGUCCAAUGCUAUUGUAAAGUUUGAUAAGCUAUGGACAAAUAAUUUGAAUGCUUACGACGUUACUACAGGUGUCUUUACUGCUUCAAUGCCUGGUCUUUACCACUUCUCAGCAGUUGUUAUGUCAGUAGAUGGUAAAUCACUGUUUCUCCAUUUAUGGCACAAUGAUACAACGACCGCUGGAAGUUAUACGAAAGGCGAUGGUUAUAAAACUGGUACCUUUGAUGUUGUGCUGAAUUUAAAGAAAGGUGAUCGCAUCUAUAUAAGGUGUAAAAGUCAUGACGGUCAAAAAAUCUUUAGUAAUGAUCAUAACUACAGUACCUUCUCUGGAUAUCUUAUUGCUAAAUAAAACCUUACAAAGUA
Molecule: messenger RNA, 642 nt
Organism: Mytilus californianus (California mussel)
Lineage: Eukaryota; Metazoa; Mollusca; Bivalvia; Mytilida; Mytilidae
Product: complement C1q-like protein 3
Exons: 3
Coding region: 59-628 (189 amino acids)
Molecular function (GO): protein binding
Source: RefSeq, a predicted model, not a curated record